UGCUCCCAUGAUUCUUUACAUCUUUGCUCCACCAAGACAUGAAGCAGAAACAUAACAGAAACAACAACAGAAAUCAUGUCAUACCAACAUGUGCAUCAUAGUGGAUCCUAAUCUUUCCACAGAGAUGUUUCAUGAGGGAAACUGACAUAGUUCUGCUUUGACAUGAGCAGUAAACAUGUGUGUGUAUGUUUAUAUGAUCACGUUUGUCAGGGGCUCAGCCUGACACUUUAACGCCCAUGCAGCCCCUGUGCUGUGCCUGAGCGCCGGGUAUCCUCUCUCUCUGCGUCUCUCUGCGUCUCCCUGCCUCCAUCAGGACGCAGAGCUCCGCCUCGGAUGCUGCUGCUGCUGCUGCUGCUGUUUAUCUGAUUACCGCGAUACAGCGCUGCGUCUCCUUAAGGCGACACUCCGGUUUAAUUAAUUAGACGACCGGACAGAGAGGGACAGAGACGCCGAGGAGCAGCAUCCGCCGGGUCGCCACCAUCUUCUCUCUGCAGGACGUCGCGUGUCGCCACUUCACUUCACCACCUUGAAGUUAUGAAACGGGCUGUGAUCUGACCCUGCAUGCCUGCAGAAAACCCCCCAGGACCCUCUCCUCCCCCAUUCUGCGAUUCAUGGACUACCAAUGCAUCGCACUGGUUCUUCCUGCCUUUUCUUCCGCAGACGCGUCGCUACCUCCUUGCCUCAUAUUUAGGUGAUGAAACCGGCUGUAGAUCCGCGGCCUUCCGCUCCUCACUCCUGUUCCACACAUGGACCCUGUAGUAGCUAUGGCCUCUGUUAAAAACGUACAUAAAUAUGCGUUCUGCGUGUCCGGCCUAUUGCAUUUCCACGUUCUCGUUCGCCGCCCAUGCGUCGCCGCUGCCGCGCCACCGCGUCUUCACUUGCUCCCCUCAUGGACUCUGAAAUCUGCGUGAAGCACGCGUCCUCUCCGCGUCUACGCCCUCCAUCUGCCGCGGAUGCGGUGCGCUUGGGUGCUCGCUGUCUACUCGCCUUGGCCCGUCACUGAUUCUCUGGUCCGGGGGGGCUGGUGCCCGCAGAGAGGCAGGAUGGUGCGGAUAGCCAGCGCGCUGGGGCUCGUCAUGUUCAGCGUGGCGCUGCUCAUCCUGUCGCUCAUCAGCUACGUGUCCAUCAAGAAGGACUUCUUGCUCAGCACCCCCAGAUACGGACCUAACGGAGGAUCCAGGAUGUCCAUGUUCCACACAGGGUUUCGCGAGAGGCCACCUCGCAAACCUGACCUGAGCUCCCAGCUGGCGAUGAAGUAUCUGGAUCCAGCUUUCACUCCUCUGACCAACGCUCUCAGCGAGGACCUGCAGAACUCCUCUAAAUGGAGCUACAACCACACCGCUUUUAUAAAGCUGAAAAAGGAGAUCUCGCAGUACAUCGAUAUCCCCCACAACUUCACACUGACACGAGGCUCAGUCCGAAUCGGGCAGCUGAUGCACUAUGACUACUCCAGCCACAAGUACGUCUACUCCAUCGGUGAGAACUUUCGCUCGCUGCUCCCUGAAACCUCGCCGAUCCUCAACAAACACUACAAUGUCUGUGCCGUGGUUGGCAACAGCGGCAUCCUCACCGGCUCCCGCUGUGGCCCUCAAAUUGAGAAGUUUGACUUCGUCUUCCGUUGCAACUUUGCGCCAACUGAGAUAUUUAAGAAGGAUGUUGGACGACGGACCAACAUGACAACCUUUAACCCCAGUAUCCUGGAGAAAUACUACAACAAUUUACUGACUGUGCAGGACAGGAACAACUUCUUCUUGAGUUUGAAGAAGCUAGACGGUGCCAUUCUGUGGAUUCCUGCGUUUUUCUUCCACACAUCAGCCACAGUGACGAGGACGCUGGUCGAUUUCUUUGUGGAACACCGUGGUCAGCUCAAGGUCCAGCUGGCAUGGCCCGGAAACAUCAUGCAGUAUAUCAACAAUUACUGGAAAACCAAGCAUCUGUCGCCAAAGCGCCUGAGCACUGGCAUCCUGAUGUACACACUGGCGUCCUCCAUGUGUGACCAGAUUCACUUGUACGGCUUCUGGCCUUUUGGCUGGGACCCUAACACGGGCAAGGAGCUGCCGUACCACUACUACGACAAGAAGGGCACCAAGUUCACCACCAAGUGGCAGGAGUCCCAUCAGCUGCCUGCCGAGUUCAAACUCCUCUACAAGAUGCACAUGCAGGGAAUGCUGAAGCUCUCGCUCUCCCACUGUGCUUAGGCCUGAAACUGCAUCAGGAACAGACUUCAAACUCCUCUCAACGCUUCCACAGGCCAGAGUAGUCAAGAUGAAGAGGCAGACAAGGGAAAGGAUCCAGGUGGUUUUGCCAAAAGUAAAAUCUUGGUGCAAUGGGUUCUUAAACUGUUUUCAGCCAAAGAUCCCAGAGCAAAAGCCCACAAUCCUGUACUCAUGAUGAACCAAUUGUGUAAGCCUCAACAGUCCCAGAAACAAGGAGGCUAUUCAUUUCUUCAAUAAUUUCAAGAAGACGAGGACUGCUGCAGCUUGACUUUUAGGCCGCACCACUCUUCAGUAUAGUAUCACAACCUUGAAUUGUUUCAUGGUGUUUUUAUCCCUCAUCAAGCGCACAUUGCUCGUAGAUUCAAUCAUAGAGAAAACUAUUGUCACUGAUAACUUACGAGGUUUGUAAAAUCCUGUCUCAUAUUACUAUAGCUGUCCAGUCUAUUGGCAUCCGAUAAGAAUUCAGACUCAUGGAUGUGUGACAUUGUAUUUCUCACUACAUGACUUGUCAUCUUUCACAACUUCUAUGACGCACAAAGAUGAUUGGUUGAGAGGUUCUGGGGAUCAGCUUCACUCUUCCACCUGGGAGCAUCAUGGCAAUAUCAUUACUCUUCAGCUUCCCCAUGUUGUUAACCAACAGGUGGAAAAAAAGAAAGAAAGUUCUGUUCUUUUUGUUGGGACAUAUUUAGAUGUCACAGGUGCUGCAAGAGUUGUUCUCCACAUUGCAAGGGAUAAAAUGAGCAACUGACUUGGCCUAUACUCAUUUUUGUUUCCAACCUCUCAUGUCCAGUAUCAUUAUCAGGCUGAUUUCAUGCAGUCUGGCUAUCAGCAGCUGGCAGCAGACUAUCAUCUGAUGACAAUAUAGCCUCUGGGGGCAGUGGCCAAUGUUUCUGGGCGUCUAGUGUAUGGAUAACGGAUAGCCAGGCCAAGAAUUCCCCUGCAGUCCAAUUAGCAACUUGAUACGUGAGAAUGACGAGAAAGGCACAAUUAUGCUAAUCUCUGUAAAUGGAUAUCAGCAUAUGAAUGCUAAUGAAGAAGAUCGGUUUAUAAAGAUUAGAAAAGGGAAGAAAAAUGUCACAUGGGUGUGUCAUCUACAUUGUUGGAUGUUAAAAUAUUUCAACCUACCAGGAAAGUAUUUUCCUUCUUUGUUUAACAGCUCAGAACACUUUCUCCAUUGAUACAUUUAAUAGUGACACACUUCAUUUUAGUGAAACAGGUUUAGGCAUGCAGCAGAAACACGUAUACAAUAACCUACAAUAAGUGACAAAUUAAGGUAAAUUAACCGUAGAUCUUUCAUGUGCAUAGUUAUUUAUUGACAGGUUGAUUAAAAAUCUUAAUUUGUUCCCCAAACGUCAGUGCAUUUAUUCUUAAAACGCAAUUCCUUGAAUUUUGGGAGGCAGCAGAACAAGUUGAAAAUGGAACAUUGACAUAUUAACACCUUUUUUUUCCCUACAGCUAAUGUGUUAAUAAGCUUCCUAUAAAGUCAUCCAGCAGACACAGAGCAACAUCACCAUCAUUUGAGUUGUGUUUGAGCCCACCUGAUGAAUGUAAGUCAAAUAGUCACCCUCUUUUAGCUCUUGUUUGGUUUCCACCAACACCCAAGGAAAAUAUCAAAGUUUAAGACUUCAUGACAGCAACAAGCACAACCAUAAUCUGUAAGGACAUAGGAUGAGUCAGGUUGUGUCUCCACGAGACAUCUAACAGCUGUAGAAGCACACAGAGAGAUGACGACACCAGAUAUGUCAACAUUGUGGGCAAAGGUAGAACUGUCUGUUUCAAACUUGGCCACAACAAAUCUGAGGAGUCCCUGUUAGCGUGAGUGAACUUGAAUUCUAGUAGUUUACAAUUGUCUGUCGUGUUCUGAUAUAUUUGACCAAAUUUCAUGUUAAGUCUUUCUUUUUUUUAAGUGACAGCCCUACUUUGUGAAGAUUGUUAAUGUUAGCUAACCAGCACUAUGCAACCUAUCAGGAGGAUUCCCUUUUCAGCCAGUAUGCUGCCAUUUCUUUUCUUCUGUGCUGAUUUUUGCCUCCAUUUUUGUGUGUUUUAAAUAAAUAUCAGGGUUUAAAAUUAAGUUAUGCGUGUUAGAAUAUGGCCUCACCUUCCCUUAGUGUUAUGAAUUGCUACUUUAGCCAGGUGGCUUCAUGUUUUAAAAUAGUUUUAUUGUAAAUCUUUAAUAUGAUGUUAUGAAUAUGACAAGAGCCGAGGAUAAAGAUAGCAGCAUAGAUUAUUGCUACUGGAUUAUGAAUCUACAAGGAGGCAGUGAUGGCGGGCAACCUGCACAAAUAUUGGACACAGUACACAUCAUCCACCCUGACCUCCACACCCUUACUUUCUGCCUUCGCUACAUAAAGCACACACUACUCCCUGCAUCAGAGUUGAAUGUUGGCGUUGGCAAAUUUGUUAAAUACCAACAGAAUUGCUGGAGAAACUGAAAUGGGAUUUAAAACCUACAUAACACAACAACGUAGGAGUUUAGAGUCAGAAAGACUAUAGAUGACUAAUCACAAACAUUACCUAACAAAAAAGAGAACAUACAGCAACUGUUACUGAAGCACACUGCUCUCAUGUCGAAGAAGUAAAAGAACCAUAUCGAUGAGGAAUGUGAGUGUUAGUGUUUCAUUUGUUAAGAGAGAGAAGAUCUCGAGUUCCACUUCACACUUUGUCCGUCUGCGAUGUCCAACAUGAGACAACAUGAAACACAAGGCACCUUAGAUAAUUAAAACAGAGAGCAACAUAUUCUCACAGCCACUUUUGUAUUCCACAAAGACAACAAAUACGUUUUUGUAACAUGUCCUACAGCAGGCCGUCUAUUCAUGAGAGAACUAUACAUUUGGGGAUUAAGAUUGGAUUGAAGUCUUUGGGAUAAAUUAAGGUUUUCUCUGAAUUUAAUGAGUUUGAGUCCACCAUUUUCAUAAAUGUAGCGACAAAAAUUGUUGGGCCUCUGGCUUUCCAUAAUGUGCAUUUGUAUACUCAGGUUUUUGUGAAUGGGUACAGUUGUACAAACUACAUUUAUGGUUGCUUUGGUCUCUCUUUGUGUGAUUAUGGAGACACUUUUGUGUGCUUUGUUGUAUGUCAAAGUUUUUCAAGUCCAUUGAGUACGUGUCAUUCGUAUAUUAUGAUUAUUAAGUAUAUUAAGAUGCUCAGUCAUCUUUGUUUUUUUAAUUAAAUUUUUAUUUUAAAUGAGAACUGAUAUAUAUUUAUGUUGCUACAUAAUUCCCAUCAUAUCCUGGAGUGUUCAGAUUGUUCCACACAUUGCAGUCUGGCAUUUGCAUCUGGGCAUUUUACUUUAAGGAAUAAAUAUACAGCAUAAACUUUACAGAUAAGACAACAGACAAGUGGUCUGGUAGUUCUUCAUCGGGGAGUAUCUAAGAACCCUCAGACCACUAAACCAUUGUAAAAAAGAAAAUGUGAAUUUCUCACAUAUAAAACAUCAUUUUACAUGUGCUAAAUUCACUUUUAAUGCCUGUUUUUUAAUCAUAUCAAAUCUGAAUUAUUAUAUUUAACAUGCUUUUUGGAAAGGGAGUGACUUUUGUCUCUUUUCAGUGUUUUGUUUUUUCAUGAAUUUUCAUGUCCACUGCAAAGAGUUAAUGACACAACAAAUGGAGAGAAACUGGGACUAUUUUUGUAAUCUGCAGCUGAAUUUGAGCCGUUUCUGCCUUGUUUGUUGUGUUUGUUUGUUUUUUAGUCUCCGUCUACAGUUUCAUUUCAAUCUGACAUAUCUAUGAAAUGUGACAUUUUCAAGACUUUGACAAAAAGAUUGUUGGCAUGAAGGUUAAACUCACAAAGAAAAAUAGAAAUAAUGGUAUUUUUUAUUUGACAUGAGCACAUUAAAAACUCAAUAGGAUGUCAUUUUGUUUCACGUUUUUGUCUUCUUUUGCCACCUCAUAUUUUUCUUACAUAAAAUAUAAAAUAUAAGCGUCAGGUAAAGUUUUUCCAGAAUGUAUUUUUUGCAUUUUGAAUGAUGCUGGCUCCAUCCAUAUUGAUAUGUCUUUAGAGAUGACUCUUUUAAGAGUAAUAUAUACUAAAACCACAUUUAGAUAUCAUCCACAAUAUGCUGUAGAAUAACUAACAUCUUU
Larimichthys crocea (large yellow croaker) is the source of this 6292-nucleotide messenger RNA. RefSeq names its product ST8 alpha-N-acetyl-neuraminide alpha-2,8-sialyltransferase 3 (gene st8sia3). The transcript is spliced from 5 exons. Gene Ontology annotation, molecular function: alpha-N-acetylneuraminate alpha-2,8-sialyltransferase activity. The coding region runs from base 954 to 2198 and encodes 414 amino acids. Gene Ontology annotation, biological process: N-glycan processing; oligosaccharide metabolic process. The record is from RefSeq and is a predicted model, not a curated record. Lineage: Eukaryota; Metazoa; Chordata; Actinopteri; Sciaenidae.